CAAUAUAUCCAAAAAGUCAUUUGUCCCGCGAAGCCGAUCUGUCGGCAGUCAAAACAUGUCUGAGAAACUAGGAAAAUAGGUUUCGAAUUUGAUGAGACAGAGGACAGAAAAUAGGAAUUUAGAAAAUUAGUCGACAAUCAUUACUAUGAACAAUGUCGUCUGAAAAUCCUGAAGGAACAAGUGGAUCUCCAGCGCAGUCUUCUGUAGGAGGUCAAAGUUCAACUGAUGGUCACAGGUCAGCAGAGCACCCAGUGCACAGACUAACAGUAGUUGAUGUGUCAACAGCACGGUCCACUGCAAGACCGAUUGUGCCAGCUAUACAAGCCCAUCUGAGGAUGACAGCACCAACAGCUGUGAGAGUGAUAGCGCCAGCACCUAUUGCAGUGCAGCCAGCAGUCAACCAGCCUAUGACUAAGUCCUCUGUUACUGCUUCAGGGACUGGAGAUUCUCUGUCGGCAGCAGGGAGCAAUGUUCCUGUUGCUACCGUUGUGAGGGCAUUCUCCGGUCACCCGGCGACGCCAGGACAGAGUCGGCAGCAAGUGUUUCCUGCUCACCUACCACGUGGUGCAGCCGCAGCAGCGGCAAUAACUACACCGAAGCCUGCCAUUACCUCAGCCAUACUGAGGCCCUCACAGUCAAUGGUGAUGCCACUAGGUGUAUCAAUGCAGCCGAGAUCAUCUCUAAUUGCUAUAGCAAAGCCUGCAGCAACAUCUACUGGCAUACGGAAUAACACCUCUUCCCAGCACCUUGAUUUCCCAAGACCGCACCUUGCGGCAGUGACAAGUGCAGGGACGGUUUAUGCCGGUAGCCUACAUACGAGUAGCCGUGUGUUGGAAGCUUCCGCCGUGCGAGCGACAGUGGUGGCGCCCCCUCUCUCCCACACGAAGCCAGUCCCACAGCCUGUCACUCCGCAGAUGCUGCCCCACCAGCAACCGCAGCAGCAACAGCAGCAACAGCAGCAACAGCAGCAGCAUCCAAUCAAUAUGUCGAUGUACCAGCACGGAAUCUACCCGGGUGCCGCAGCGGCGCCCCCUGUUGCACACAGCAAGGUCGCCGCUGCGCCACUUCCGGCCAUCGCUCAUCAGCUGCAGGGACAGUUCAUGGUGGCGCCACCGUAUGCUGCGCAGAAGGCGACGUUGGUGCGCGCCCGCACACCGCCGCCGUCGCGCGCACACGCGUCAAUGCCGGGCGCGGCGAUGGCCCGGACCUCGAGCCUUGCCACGAGUCACUUCGCCACGAUACCGGCGGGUGCAGCUGCAUAUUACUACAAUGCUGUGGGGCCGCAGAUACCAGCCUAUUCUACAGCGGCGCAUAGUUAUGCUGCUCCGGCUUCUGCCGGUCUCCGCACAACCAUCAGCAGCUGCACACCGGUUUCGUCGCAUCCAACGUCGAGCAUUUCCUCGUCAGUGCAGACGGCAGCACUGCAGGUGUCUGCUGGCGUGCCGCUGAGACUCGCUCAGCCUAUGCUCAUAGAGCCGACCGGCCAGCCGCCCCGCCAAGGAUACGUCACUGUUACGGAACCCACCUUCGUGAGCGCGGACGCCACUGACCGGCUCUCGGGCGUCGCGGACACAAUCACUGUCCGAACAACGCUGCCCAACGGUCAGACGCUCGAGCCGCCGCUUCCCAACAACAGCACGACGUCGCCGCGGCCGAGCAUCCUGCGCAAGCGGCCGACCGACGGGACGCCGGUGAAACGGCAGCUGUGCAUGACACCAGGGGGCAGCGAGAGCAACAGCCCGAUGCAGGAAUCUCGCGGUUUUGUGGCCGGCUCGUCGAUCAAAGCAAGUUUGUUCAUGGAACCGACAGAGGUGCGCGAAGGAAGCCAUUCCAGCACAGAGUCAGCCGACUCUAACGAGCUGCAGUCACAGAUCUCUGACUUCAGCAGCAUCAGUACCACGGAGAUGAAGCAGGAGACGCAAGACUGGCUCGACUCCUCCCAGAUGUCAGGUAUGGCAUUGGUAGCAGCUGUUGCGGUGUCAACGAGUGCAUGUCAUUCUGUGGAAGCUUCCCCGAGGAAGAAACCGAGAAAACAGCUCCUUGCUGCGAACGAGGAGUUUGUGGAUCCUGAGGUGGCGGAGGAGGAGGAGCGCGACAGACAACGCAAGGAGCUCGAACGACAGCUGGAGAGGUUAAAAGAGCAGGCGGUGAAGGAUGAGGGAAGACUGCAGCAAGUCAGAACACCGUCAUGUGAAAAAGAGCUUGAAGAGAAGCGGUAUGUAGCCUACCCGAAGCGAUCAGCCAGUCUGACACUGCUCAGCACAUACAGACCUGCUUGGAAAGCAUGCCACAAUCAUUUCCUGCGCCACUCUGAUGUCCGGGUUAAAGAUGACCGACGGCCGACGGUGAACGAGCUUGCGAACCAGCGUAACAUGCUGCAGCGCACGCACGGAUGGAAGCUGCACCACCUCACGACGCAGCUCGACGAGAUGACCGAUGCAGAGGAGGAGGUGCUGAAGCGGCUGAGCAGCGUGCAGGAGGGCCUCUCCUGUAAGACGAAGCCGGGUUUCUCCGGCGACGAGCUGUCCAUCGUGCUCGAGAUCGUCAAGGGAAACGUCCAGCGGAGUAAAAUCGCCAAAGAUCAGUUGCUCGAGGCGAAAGCUAUGAUGAUGAAAUUGCUGGACCAUAAGCCGCAAGUACAAGACAUAAUUCAGAAGCACAUCAGUAAGCGGACAGUGAAGAAGAAGGAGCGCACGUAGCAACUGAACUUAGGUUUGUCGAUGUAACUGCCAGCAUUCUAUGUAGAAUGCUGGGCUGCACUUUGUUCAAAUUCGGAAGCUGUGACACAACGAUGUAGGAGCACGAAUUUCUCAAUAUCGAGGUGCCGUUGUUAAGCGUGUGACAUUCAAUUACGAAGUAUUUCUUAAUGUAUUCAAUGUACUCUAUUCAAAAUGUACCGGCAAUAUAUUUCUCAUUGUCGCCAUAUGUUGCUGCCUGUAUCUUUAUAGCAACUUAAAGCUGUAUCGGUUCGUUCUUUGAAUUGAAUUUGUGGUUGGUUGUUCUUAAAAUGGUCGUCGGAGUAUGUGUGUGCAUAUAUGAAUGUUGUACGUUAAAGUAGUUAUCAAUCUCAAAUACUUGGCCAUGAAAUCAUGUGAAGCUCUACUGGUCUUAUUUAUUGUAUAAAUAUGUGUGUUUGUACGUGGGUGUACAUUCGACGUGAUGUAUUUCCUGAGGUGUUGGCCAAUCGGAAAUGUCUUUUACGUAAAUCUAGGUAGAAGAAGAAAUGCACACGUAUACAAUUAACUUAUGCUCCACUUAUGAUCUUAAAUUGUAAAGAAAUUAUAUGGGGAUUUUAUCAACGUGUCUUUCUGGUGCAUUACUACGUGCAUUAAAUGUACCGACUGAAACGGAACCUGAACUCUCUGCAUUGUUCACCAGGAAACACACAUUUUAUGCCGGGUCGGGAUAUUAAUUGGUAAAAGUCUGCCAUUGAGCAAUGUACAGAUGUAUUGUACGUCAUUAGUUUUAAUAAAAUGUUUACCUUCGAGUAGAA
Priapulus caudatus is the source of this 3493-nucleotide messenger RNA. Its product is annotated as histone deacetylase complex subunit SAP130-A-like. Gene Ontology annotation, cellular component: Sin3-type complex. The record is from RefSeq and is a predicted model, not a curated record. Gene Ontology annotation, biological process: negative regulation of transcription by RNA polymerase II. Bases 153 to 2699 code for a protein of 848 amino acids. The transcript is spliced from 16 exons. NCBI's taxonomy places the organism in Eukaryota, Metazoa, Priapulida, Priapulimorpha, Priapulimorphida, Priapulidae.